Molecule: messenger RNA, 2831 nt
Organism: Pieris rapae (cabbage white)
Lineage: Eukaryota; Metazoa; Arthropoda; Insecta; Lepidoptera; Pieridae
Product: pancreatic lipase-related protein 2
Exons: 5
Coding region: 132-1199 (355 amino acids)
Molecular function (GO): lipase activity
Source: RefSeq, a predicted model, not a curated record
CUUAAACUUGCGUCGUCUUUUCGUUACAACACUCGUAUCUAAUGCUGUAUGUUUUUUUUAAUAAUUGUGAUAUAAUCGUAAAUUUAAUGCUUUAUUGUGACAUUUGGAAUUAUUAUAUAGGUUAAACAAACAUGCUGUGGCUAAUCCUGACUUUCUCAUUGGCUUCGGUCAGCUGCUUCGAGCCUAAACCCGAUAUUGGUGUUCCCUCAGGACUCGUGCCCCACUGCCCCGGCGCAGGAAAGAAUGCAACAAUAGCAGAUUCAUCAAUGCCACUUUUGCAAGUGAUUAUACAACGUUUGACUGAUACAGGCGUUUACAGACGUAGUUUACCAAUCAAAGCGGCAUACAAAGCUAUAUUAAGCGAUAAGAAAUUUGAUCUCAGCAAGAAGACGGUUUUUUAUGCUGUGGGCUUUUGGGACAGCUCGGUAUUUCCCCACAGUCGGGCCAUGGCUAAUGGUUAUGCUAAGAGAGGCUACAAUGUACUUAUGUCGGAAACAUUUCACUUCCUCACUUAUAUUUAUCCCAAGUCCGUCCGUCUUAGCCGCGUUAUCGGACAACAAUUUGGCAAGCUAUUUGUCAAAUUAACCCAGGCAGGCCUUCGUCCUGAGAACUUGGAACUAGUCGGCACCAGCCUUGGCGCCCACAUUGUAAGUCACGCUGCUAAGUACUACCAAUCUGUGAUCGGGAAGAAGCCUUUCAGACUAACUGGCUUGGAUCCUGCUGGGCCAUGCUUCAGAGGUUUACCAGCUGACGAAAAACUCGCCCCAUCGGAUGCGGAGCAUGUAGACGUGAUUCAUACAAACAUAGAUGGAUUUGGUAUAGCAGAACGUCUAGGGCACGUGGAUUUCUACGCAAAUGGCGGAGAAUAUCAGCCGGGAGACAUUCCAUACAUACCAUGUCUGGUUAUAUGUAGUCACAUACGAUCUUUGCUUUAUUGGUGGGUAGCGUUGGACAAUCCAAAGAAAUUUAUAGCCAUGAAGUGUGACUCUAUUCAAGAUGCAAGAUCAGCAAAAUGCUACAAUAACACGGAAUUGAAUUACGCCGGUCUGGAAACAGACUUUGAUAAGCCUGGUAUUUAUUAUUUGCCUACAAAUAAUGAGUUCCCUUACUACAUGGGCAAGAAAGGUCUUAAAGAAGAAAACGAGAUAUAUACAACAGUUAGUAGGAAUAUCAAUGCGGACGAUGAUUUUAUGGCGUAAGAACUUGUAGAUAGGUAAUCAUUACUCUUAUUGGUUGCUGGACAACCUUUGGUUUCAACGCUUAUUAAAGAUAAAAGUAAAUCAAUUGGAUCCAACUCUAAUUAUCACAUUAAUUAGAUAGUCAACAUGGUAUAAACAGGUGUCUCAAAAGAAAGUUUACAUUUGUUUAGCUUACUGCGUGAAUGCAUCAAUUCUGAGGGGCACGGGGGUUAUGUCAAACAGUAGCCUGGCUCUUUGAAAUUCAGUCGCUCGCUGUGGAACGUUUCUCGAGAGCAGACCGCGCAUAGAAGAUAGUGAUUCGCCGACUGUGGCGCGAAGAUUCUGCAGUAUUCGAGGUUUUCGCUACUUAAAUGAUGCGCCAAGCAUUCCGCUUAUGCCUAGACCGGAACAACACUAAUAAUUAAUUGAAUAAAAAUUUUUUUGAUACAUCAACUAAAUAUGAACCUUCUUUGAGACACCUUGUAUUUAGUAUCUCCUCGAAAAAGUCUGGCACCCACAUCUGGUGACCAGCGUCUGCAAAAAUGCAAUAAUAUAAUUAGGUUAAAUUAAUAUACUUUUUAUAUAUUAACCAUGGUUAACACGGUAUCUUUUGUUAACGUUAAAUAACGUAAAGUAAGCAGAUAUCUUCGUCAGCAUGGUUUAAAACAUCAAAUAUUCUGUUUCACAAGCUAUACACUAUUUGAUAGAAGAUAAGUAAAUACUAGUUUAAUCAUAGUAUGAAACGUUAUAUAUGAAUUGGAUACCUCAUACUCAUAGUCGUCCAUUAUGAGUUGACUUAUUUGUCUAAAUGUCCUAAGUACAAAUUACAAUAUUGCCUCUGUCUAAUUGGAACGUAAAAAAGCAUUUUUUAUCUUUAGUUAACUGAUUGGUACCAUUUGUUGAAUAUGCAUCUAUUUUUUGAAAUAACUUAAUGGUCAACUCUAAGUACGUGGAAUCACCGCGUGGAAACCUAAAAUCUUAAUAAAGCUGUGGUUUACAUAGUAUUUGUAAUAAUAGUUUAAUGCCGGAUAUAAAUCAAACGUUGUACCUAAUUAGACUUCAAUCAACGUUCAAUCCCGUUAUUUAUUUGCAUUUUCCAAUAGAACCUAAACAUACAUAUCGAUUUUUAUGGACUGAAACAUAUAUUGGAAAUGGAAUAAACGGAAAUAUCAGAUAUGGUUAAAAAUAUAUUUUAUCAAUUCACCCAGAACUCACCCCUAACAUGGGGCUUAGCCAAACAUAGUUUUUGCCAUUCGUGAACUACUAUCGCCAGUCGAAUUCUAUAAAAGGGUGACGUGAUUGGUGACGUCAUCGUUUUGGCGUCAGCUGAAGUCAUAUACUAUGGGUAUGAAGUAUUGUUGGUUCUGUGUUUCGUUUCAUCGUUUACGGUAGUUUAAUAGCCACGGGCGAAACAACAAAGGGGUUGAACCCUGACGACGAGACAAUACUCUUAUGAAUCUUAUGUAGACUGGUCGUGUUGACCGGAAGGAAUAUCUGGAAAGUGGGUACCCAUGCCUCUGAAGCCAGACACAAUAGCUCAUCUGUAAGCUAGGUUUAUCGUAAAUAAAUAACCAAAAUAAUUUUAACAUAUUGUAGAAAACUGUGAUGUAGUAUGUAGAUAGUUUUAAUUAAAUUAAAAGUCAACAAAUGGAA